Messenger RNA from Opisthorchis viverrini, 918 nucleotides. RefSeq lists its product as hypothetical. The coding region runs from base 1 to 918 and encodes 305 amino acids. The transcript is spliced from 8 exons. The record is from RefSeq and is a predicted model, not a curated record. NCBI's taxonomy places the organism in Eukaryota, Metazoa, Platyhelminthes, Trematoda, Opisthorchiida, Opisthorchiidae.
AUGAUAAAGGUUCAUCGCAACACUUCCCUCAAGUACACUGAUACGAAGUACGAUGAGAGAACCCUGAACAUAAAAGACAACUUGACUGCAGUUGUGAAUGCCCUGUGGCGGGCAGCUAUAAUCCCUGGUGUCCUGGUGGCCGCGAGAGAUCUGAACACACAAGUAAGACAGUCUAGACCAUUUGAGACUCGGUUAGGUUAUUAUCUUGGAGUGGACUCGUGUCCUCCUCACCGUUCUUAUCAAUAUAUAUGUGCACUACUUCGAGUGUCCUCCCUCCAGUUCGUUCACAAUCUUUCACGUCUGAAUAGACGGCUGAACAGUUGUCAAGAUCAGGAGGCGUUGGAAGCGCCGAAAGGAUCGGAAUGGUGCUCGCAAGUUGGUGAACAGACGGCUGAACAGUUGUCAAGAUCAGGAGGCGUUGGAAGCGCCGAAAGGAUCGGAAUGGUGCUACUUCGCAAGUUGCGCUUUGUUUUUUGGCCGGUUUGCUUCUUAGCGCAGAGCGACUUUUCUUGCAGUAACGUAUCCCCUUUUGGCCGCGGUUUGGAGAUGGAAGGAACUUCCGUUCCUCUGUUAACCAGUUUGGGUAUACUCGGAGUUCACGCGCCACUCUAUCUUGAUUGCCUUGGAUUUCCUGAACUGAUACAGAAACGGACCGAGGUAAUGCUGAACGAUGGAAUCCAGCUUGUCUGUGUUCCCUGGUCUUUUGGAGGUAUUGAUGUGAAUGGGUUCGAUGAAGCUGGAUUGGUGGACUUCAGUUCUGUUUCAUCUGAGUUGAUAUGUUGCGUACUUGAGAUUUUGACAGAUACCAGUUCGGCUGGUACUGUUGGAAGGACCGAUGCAACUCCGCCUGUCUGCUUAUCACAUGACGUCAUGCGACACAUUCAAAUAUCAUAUCGAUUAAACUACGGGAUCAUCUAA